This is a messenger RNA of Diplodia corticola, 1290 nucleotides long. Its product is annotated as nedd8 activating enzyme. Gene Ontology annotation, biological process: protein neddylation. The transcript is spliced from 6 exons. NCBI's taxonomy places the organism in Eukaryota, Fungi, Ascomycota, Dothideomycetes, Botryosphaeriales, Botryosphaeriaceae. Gene Ontology annotation, cellular component: cytoplasm; nucleus. The record is from RefSeq and is a predicted model, not a curated record. Bases 1 to 1290 code for a protein of 429 amino acids. Gene Ontology annotation, molecular function: NEDD8 activating enzyme activity.
AUGGCAACGGGCAUGGGCGCACCUCCAGCGCGAUGGAGAUACCUCCAGAACAUCGUUAGCCGACAUGGCCCUUUCGCAGACCCCGAUUUCGAACCUAGCCCAGCUGUUCUUGACGUCCUGGCGUCUAUGAAGGUUUUUGGCGCCGGAGGGCUUGGCUGCGAGAUCCUGAAGAACCUUGCGCUAUCAGGGUUCAAAGAUAUCUACGUUAUCGAUAUGGACACCAUUGACGUUUCGAACCUUAACCGCCAGUUCCUCUUCCGGCAGUCCGACGUUGGAAAGUACAAGGCUGAAGUGGCCGCUCGUUUCGUGGAAAGGCGCGUCAAGGGCGUCAAAAUUACGCCUUACUGUGGUAAAAUCCAGGACAAGGACGAGGAUUUCUACUUGCAGUUUGCCAUGGUAGUGUGCGGCCUCGACAGCAUCGAGGCGCGCAGGUGGAUCAAUGCCACGCUUGUUGAAAUGGUCGACGUCGAGAACCCGGACUCUCUGAAACCGUUGAUCGAUGGUGGUACCGAAGGCUUCAAGGGCCAGGCACGCGUUAUUCUUCCGACCAUGACGUCUUGUAUCGAGUGCCAGCUUGAUAUGCACGCCCCGCGUGCUGCAGUUCCUCUCUGUACACUUGCUACCAUCCCAAGACAGCCACAGCACUGUAUUGAAUGGGCGCACAUCAUAGCUUGGGAGGAAGAGCGCAAGGGCGAUACGCUUGACACUGACGAUCCUGAGCAUAUCACCUGGCUUUACAGCAAGGCUCUCGUCCGUGCCAAGGAAUUCAACAUCCCCGGCGUCACGUACUCAAUGACCCAGGGCGUGGUCAAGAACAUCAUCCCUGCGAUUGCAUCGACCAAUGCUAUCGUUGCCGCAGCAUGCUGCAAUGAAGCCUUCAAGAUCGCCUCCUCUACUAACCCUGCUCUUGGAAUGCCCGAAAGCGGCAAUGGCAACUACAUGUACUACACUGGCGACGACAGCGUGUACACUUACACUUUCGAGCAUGAGAAAAAGGACGAUUGCCCCAUCUGCGGCAACCUCGCCAGGACGCUCGAGGUCGACUCGGCGAACUCGUUGGAGGAGUUCCUGGAAAGCCUCGCAGAGAGACCAGAGACGCAGUUCAAGAGGCCGAGCAUUCGAUCGGAAGCCAAGACGCUUUACCAGCAAUUCCCUCCUAGUCUGGAAGAGCAGACACGCCCGAAUCUCAAGAGGAAGCUCGUUGACUUGCUUGCUAGCGGAGAGGAAGUUGCUGUCACAGACCCGGCGUUUAUGACGGUGUUCAAGUUCAAGCUGGUGUUCAAGGAGUGA